UGUAGAUCUAGUAGAUUCUAGCUCUUGCGAAUGACGCUCAAAUAUCUAAUAUAAAUGACUAUUGCCAUUAUUUAAAAGAUGUUGUCAUUUGUCAAUAAUAAGAUGUUUUAUUAAAUAAUAAGAGGUGAUAAUCUUAUUAUUUGAUAUUGCCAUAAAGAGUUUCGACAAGAAUAUUAGAAAAUGAGUUCACCACUUCAUUCACUGAAAAAAAAUAAAAUACCCCUUUAUCCUGGACAUAUGACAGGAAAUCGCCCCAUUCCUUUUCGGCAUCCAGAAUAUUCUGAUGAUGAAAAAAGCUUAUUAGAAGAAAUAACGACACAAGUGACCCAAGAACAUAGAAAAAAGAAUAUGUAUUUCCCUCAUUUAAAUUUGUCAAAUAGCCAGACAGUGCUAAAAAAGCCAGAGUCUUCUAGACGUGACUUUUCUCCUGAAAAGAAGAACGAAGCAACCUCACCACCUUCUGACUUUGAGCUAAUGAAGCUGAUGAUUAACAGAGUAGCUCUGCUAGAACAAAAAACACAAAGUCAGGAGAGUGAAAUCAAAGCUAAAGACCGGCAAAUUAAAAUUCUAGAAGACAAGCUGCAAAUUUUAGAAAAAGCCAGGAAAGAAAACACUACUUCAAAUGAAGUCAAAGACCUAGAGACACAUUGUCUGCUGCUCAAGCAACAGGUACAUGAAAUGGAAACAUUUUUGGCAGAUUAUGGAAUGGUUUGGGUAGGAGAAUCCACAACCUUAGACUCUAAUGUUUAUCUUCGAGAUAGCAUUGAUGAGGAUGAUGAUGAAAAUAAUAAUGUGACAGAAAUAUCUAUUCGAAGUGAUUCUCCGGGCAAUUCAAUAGCUUCAUCUAACCCCUUUGGAAUUUGGCGACAGGACUUGUCACUACCUGUUGCUCCCAUCCCUCUCAACAUAGACUUUAAUCUGUUAAUUGAAAACAUAAAAGAUUUAAAUGUGUUAGCUGGUGAAGGUGUUGCAAAAAUUAAAAAAACUGCAGAUGGUGCAAGAUUUGAAAUUCCUGAUCCAGUGCAAUUAACCAUCUAUGCUAAUGGCAUCCUAAUGUAUGAUGGACCAUUCAGACCCUACACAGACCCGACAACUCGCCAGUGUGUACAGGAUUUGCUUGAUGGCUACUUUCCUACAGAGUUACAGAAAAGGUAUCCUGACGGAGUACCUUUUGUUGUGACUGAUUUGCGUGGAACUUACUUUCAGCCAAAAAAACACCUAUUAGCUUUUGCUGGAGAGGGUCAGACACUUGGAGGUGAGAUUAAACCAUCACGUUUGAUCCGUACAAAUUUACGAGAUGCAACCAAAAAAUUCCCACUAUCAAGUCCACUUGGACACACUGAAAAACUUGACAAGUCUUCAGAAUCUGUCAUUACAACAAGCAGGCUGCCAAAUAAACCAUUGACACAAGCUCAGUUUCUACACAAGAUACCCAAGUCUGUGGUCAGAGAUGGCAAGAUUAUAGACAUCCGGGACUCUAUUCAAAAGACACUGCUAGGCAAUGACGACUCAUACACUAAGCCAACAGUCACCCCAGUUAUUUCUGUAUCAAAAAGCAUCUCAGAUACUGCUCAAAAUGCUGACAGAUCUAAAUCGGCAACUAAACUACAGGGGGACAUAACAACAUUGAGAGUAAAGGCAGAAAAUGGCAGUGAUACUUAUAUUGUGAAGAUGUUAUUCACUGAAACAGUGGGAGACCUGAGAAAACAUUUGGAUUCCCUCAGAAGGCCUAAGGUACCCUAUGAUAUUGUUACUACAUUCCCAUUUAAAAUACACAAAAAUAACACACUGUCUCUAGAAGAUAGUGGUCUCACUCCCACUGCAGUCCUACAUUUGAAGCCUCAUAGGGAAUUAUAAUUUUAAAAAGCAAAUGAGUUUAAAAUGUUUAUCACAGUAAAGACAAUACAUUUUAUGGAGUUUACUUUUUUAGGUAUAAAAUUGCAUCUAAAUAUUUGAAAGGUAAAUUAAUGGAAACUGACUGAGGCUUUUAAAAACAAGUUAUGUUUAAAUCCUAAAACUGUGACCAAUUUUGUUACAUUUCAUAUAUCAAAGGAGUUUGGAGAUUUUCUUUUUUUUUAAAACAGAUAUAUUUAAAAAAAAUAAAAAUUUUAAGCUUAAAGAUAUUGUGUAACAUUUAAGUAUUAUUUUGAUGUAGAAAUAUACAAUUUAAAUACCAGGAAAAGUACUUGAUUAUCAUUAAAAAACCAUACCAAUAUUUUCACAAGUCAAGCAUGAUGAGCUAAAAUUCAGAUCAAUAAUUUUGAAAUGCUUUUAAACCCAAGACAGAAGAUUCUAUACCCUUCUUACUGUCCCUUAAAUAGGCUUUUCAAUGCUAACUUUGUGUGCCAUGAAAUGAUCCUCCUUUUGCCAACCUUUUAUACAAAGUAAAAUCGCUAACACUGCUUGGUGGUUAUUUAUUUUAAUACCUGUGCUUUCUACGUACAAAAUACCAACAUAUAUUAACUUUUUGGACAAUAAUUAGUUGUUUGAUAAAUUAACAUUAAAAAUAUUUUUGUGUGUACAAUGAAACUAGUUUUAAUUUGAUAAAUAAAAACUGUUAUACCUUGUAUUUCUACUUUAUAUUUUUACACAAUUACAGCAUCUAUCAGAAAGUUAAUAGAAGAAUCUAAAUGUUUUUUUAUCUGAACAAUGUAGUGUUUGAUAUUGUGAAAACAGAACCCAAGUUUUUUUUAAUCCAAGUGCAUUAGUAGCACAGUGCAUAAAAUAAGUAAAUAACACAUCUGUAAGUUGUUAUAUAACAGCCAUCAGGCUUAAUUUUACAUCUAAUUUCUUAUGAAACUAACAUUUAUUACUUGGUAUAUAAUUCAUCUAAGCCUAAGAAACAAUGAACAUCACAAUGUAUAAAAACUGAGUAAAUGCCUACUCUGUUUAACUCCAGAUGUCAUUUUUAAAUAUUUCUUGAUUAUUUUGUUCUCAUAAAAAUCUUAAUAUUUAUCACUUGAAGUGUUAACUAGAUUUCUGCUGUAUAAUAUCCCUGGUAUUAAAGUAAUGAAUGAAAAUAUAAGGACUAAUUUAUAUUUUUUAUAUUUUUAUAAAUACAUGUACUUUUAAUGUGUUGAAGCAGGAUCAAAUACAGAGUUUAA
Molecule: messenger RNA, 3104 nt
Organism: Physella acuta
Lineage: Eukaryota; Metazoa; Mollusca; Gastropoda; Physidae
Product: UBX domain-containing protein 11-like
Biological process (GO): proteasome-mediated ubiquitin-dependent protein catabolic process
Molecular function (GO): ubiquitin binding
Source: RefSeq, a predicted model, not a curated record